AUGCAGAGAUCAGGCAGUGUUAAUAUAGAAGUGUCGCGGUUCAGUAGCAUUGACGGUGUGCUGGGUGCGGAGGAUACACGGGUGCACAGGAAGACCAGGUCUGAAGUAGUGUUCACUACUCCGGUGAAGGAGUCUGCCAGCCAGCACGCGACGCCGCCUUCUACGUUUAGCGUUUUAUUCAGUGCGGAGAAGAAGUCUCAGGAGUCUCCGGUGAGCCGUCACUCCCCCAACGACCUGUUCCAGAUGAAGAACAAGCUCAAUAAGCUCGCGUUUAAGUUCUCCCUGGAUAUUGGUGCCGAUGGGAAAGCAGCCAUUGUCAACGGUGGUAACAGCAGUGCCCCUGCUUCGGUGAAGAAAGAGGAUCAGGACACGAAAGCUGAGGAUAAGGUGCCUGAGAAAGAAGAAGAGAGUGAGGACUCCGCUGCUACAAAGACAAGAAUACUAAGUAUCUUGAAACAGAUGAGAAAUAACAACAAGAAGAGAAGGACUAACGAUGCUUCCCCCAAGAGGAUCACUAAGGCGAGCCAGAUCGUCUCCAGCGUGUCGAGUUCUCCUUCAAAGAAGUUGAUCCUGCCUCCAACCACUCAAUUAGUGAGAGACAAAGUCACUAGCAAUUCUGGUUCGAAACUGCCCACUUUGCUAGUCACAGAAACACAGUCCCCAUCAACUCCAAAACCUGCUCCUUUGCUCCCUAAUGAUUGUAACGUUACGCCGGGAUAUAACAUGAUCGACCAGGCACUUUUGAGUAGGCCAGGUUCAAAAUUUGCUUCACCAAACGGACUAAGUUUCUCACCAAGGAAUAGAUUGCUGCCAAGGAUGAGUAUUAGUGGUGAGAAGAAAUUCUCCAAAGGGUUUUCACCAAGGGGUCUUACGGAUACAACUAACGGGAAUAGCUUGGAUAGCUUCCUAAUGGGUAAUGAUCUUGAAAACAACUGGUCAGAUCUUUACUUCAACCAAGCUCAGACGAACGGUGCAUCAAGAAGAAACAGUGUACAAUUUUCUGUCAACGGCGCUUCAUCUCCUAACUGGUUCAAGUAUGACUCUGCUAAUAUCACAUUAAGCCCUCUAAGAAACUUAGAAAACAUCCAGAAUCAAAACACUAACGGCAACAAUAACCCAACAUCCAUCAUCUCUUCACCAGUGUUUAUUCGCCACGAUGAUACAACUGAUGAGAAUCAAAUAAUGAGAAUAAAUCAGCACGAGAAGGAACAUUAUAAGCAACAAAACCAAUCCUUUCUACAGAAGUUGACCUCAUCAUACAGCCAACCAAAUGGUGACACUAAUCAAAUAACCAUGUCUCACAUUUACCGUACAUUACACAAUAACUCUAAGGCUCCAAAUAGCGCUGGUAUCGCUGCUGGACACGAUAACCUCGAAGACGAUGCAAGUUCUGCACUAAAGACAUUAAUUAAAUAA
This is a messenger RNA of Nakaseomyces glabratus, 1416 nucleotides long. RefSeq names its product Msa2p (gene MSA2). The record is from RefSeq and is a predicted model, not a curated record. NCBI's taxonomy places the organism in Eukaryota, Fungi, Ascomycota, Saccharomycetes, Saccharomycetales, Saccharomycetaceae.